ACAACAACAGUGAGUAAUUGGGGUAAAAUCUUUAAGAGAAGCAGCAGGCAGUUGAUGGAGAGAAGGCGAAACUGUUGAAUAUGCUAAGCUGAAGAGUAGCUGGAACAGCAUCAAGCCACCAGACUAGGUAAACAGCCUUGUGUAGCAGAAUGAUGUUUUCAGUCUCUCACAAGACGGUGUUUGUGGUCGACCACUGUCCCUACAUGGCCGAAUCCAGCAGGCAGCAGAUUGAAUGCGACAUGUUGACCAAGAGCCGGGCUCAGGGCAUGAUUCCACUGGCACCUGUUUCUAAAUCUCUCUGGACAUGCGCUGUGGAGUGCUCUAUGGAGUAUUGCCGUAUUCUCUAUGAUAUUUACCCUACGAGGAAACUGAUAAACUACAUUGUUAGCGACUCAGAAUUUCACAUCUUAAACACGUGGAGACAGGAUGACCAGAGUGUUCAAGAGCUUAUGGCUGCAUUGGCAAUUGUAGGACCUCCCAACCCACGGGAGGAUCCAGAAUGCUGCAGCAUUUUGCAUGGACUAGUGGGAGCAGUGGAGUCACUUUGCAAGAUCACACCGUACCAGCAUGAGGCACGAACAACUCUUGUAGACAUGGCACACAGAGUAGCAAACAGGGGGCGCAUCAUCUGCCUUACGGAUGCGAAGAGUGAUACACAUGUGCGGAUGCUGGAGGAUUAUGUGCUGGAAACUAUUCAAGAGCAAAACAAACUUGCUGCGGGAUCUGACAGACUUAUGCCAAUCCAGCAGUGCGAGCUUGUGUUGGUCCAUAUAUACCCACAAGGUGAUGACACCCUCGUAUCAGACCGACAAAAAAAAGAAAUCUCAUCUGUGCUGAGCAGUGAGGUGCACAGUGUGCGUGCUGGGCGCCACUUGUCCUCCAAACUGAAUUUGCUGGUGCAGCAACACUUUGACUUGGCCUCCACCACCAUUACAAACAUCCCUAUGAAGGAGGAACAACAUGCAAACACCUCAGCUAACUACGAUGUAGAGCUUCUACACCAUCGUGAUGCUCACAUUGAGUUCAAGAGUGGUGAUCUACAUGCAGCUGGCAGCAGCAGCAAGGAUGGUUGUCCAAGAGAAACUGUCACACUAAAGUGGUGUACUCCACGCACCAACAGUGUUGAGCUGCAUUACUGCACAGGAGCAUUUCGAAUAUCUCCUGUUGAUGUCAACAGUAGACCAUCCUCCUGCCUCACUAACUUUCUUUUGAAUGGUCGCUCUGUGCUUCUGGAACAGCCACGCAAGGCUGGAGCAAAAGUUAUCAGUCACAUGCUAAGUUGCCAUGGUGGAGAGAUUUUCCUGCACAUGCUCAGCAGUACUCGGUCAACUCUGGAGGAUCCCCCUUCCAUCAGUGAAGGUUGUGGAGGUCGUGUUACUGAUUAUCGUAUCACAGACUUUGGGGAAUUCAUGAGAGAGAAUCGUCUGACUACAUUUGUAGACGUGCCAGUUGAUGCAGCUGGAAGAGCACCAUUAGAGAGAGCCAAAGCACAGUUGGAGCAUCACACCCGUUACUGGCCAAUGAUUAUUUCACAAACUACAAUUUUUAACAUGCAGGCAGUGGUGCCUUUAGCAAACCUGAUAGUAAAGGACACUUUGACAGAAGAUGAUGUUCUAACAUGUCAGAAGACUGUAUACAACUUGGUGGAUAUGGAGAGAAAGAAUGACCCCUUACCCAUCUCUGCUGUGGGUUCUAGAGGCAAAGGGCCCAGACGGGAUGAGCAGUAUCGUAUAAUGUGGAAUGAGCUAGAGACUUUGGUAAAGGCACAUGUUGGAACCAGUGAGAGACACCAGCAAGUUCUUGAAUGUAUUACUGCCUGCCGCAGCAAGCCCCCCGAGGAGGAAGAACGGAAAAAACGAGGACGGAAAAGAGAGGACAAAGAGGAUAAAACAGACAAGAAUGGAAAAGAACUUGAGGACAAAGGAUGGGCUCAAGACACCGAAAGACUGAAUGGCUCAACAGACCGAGAUAAAGAGGAUCACAGUGAAUGUGAGGUUAUUAAAGAUUCUCCAGAUUCUCCAGAACCAUUUAUUAAGAAACCCAAGAUUGGUCCAGAGGAACUACAGCUGCUAGAGAAAUUAAAAGGUCCUGUCUCUUUACUUAAUCUUUGGACCAGCAGAAUUACUCAAGCAAAUUCCAGAAAGCACCAAGAGUUUGCUGGACGGCUCAGCUCUGUCAGUAACAAGGCAGAUUUGUACCAGCACUUGAAAGAUGAAAAUGGGAAGGACUUACAUGAGAAUGGAAAAGCUAACAGAUGAUGUCCCAUGCCUUCUACAAGAUCUCUGGCUCAGAAAAUAACAUGUCACUUUUUAAGUAAAUAUUUGUACAAAGAUUGUUUAAAGAAACUAAGAACAUUAGCUAGCGUAAACUGAGGUGGUAGCCAAUGUUUGAGACUGACAUAUUAUGUCACCUUUCUAAAUGUUCUAAUGGACAGAGUGAACGGACCAUCCUGAUUGUUACCAAUGCAAAGUUUAAAAACUAGCAUCUGUCAUGGUACGGGGUUGUGCUAGUGGAACCCCAUAGUAAUGGCAUGGGUGACUUGUGAUCUCUGAAGGCAUCAUAUAAAUGCUGAGGGGAUCAAACACAUUUUGGAGCAAUGUAAUACCACCAUCUAGAUGAUGUCACUGCUUUCAGCAAGAUAAUAGCAAGCCACCUUGUGCACAUAUUUGAAAAGCAUAUAUUUUUUAGCAAAGAUAAUGUUGCUAGACUGACUUGCCUGCAGUGAAGACCUCUCUUCCAAUAAAAUUAUGGAGCACAAUAUACAAUAAACUAGCAGCUGUGUUGUUGUCCAAAGCAAGAAUAAGGGAAACUUUUGUUACUACAAUUUGCGUCUUUUGUCAUCAUAUGAAAACAGAAUGUUGCUUAAAGAAAAGGUGAUCUAACAGUGAUAAACAUUCACCUGUCUCAUCAUAUAUAACAAUAAAGUUGAUUAGUUAAAAUAUUAAA
This is a messenger RNA of Trichomycterus rosablanca, 2946 nucleotides long. It is a transcript of the gene ints13, whose product is annotated as integrator complex subunit 13. Gene Ontology annotation, cellular component: integrator complex. Gene Ontology annotation, biological process: regulation of mitotic cell cycle; centrosome localization. The coding region runs from base 150 to 2258 and encodes 702 amino acids. The record is from RefSeq and is a predicted model, not a curated record. The transcript has 17 exons. Lineage: Eukaryota; Metazoa; Chordata; Actinopteri; Siluriformes; Trichomycteridae.